AUCGUUUUCAUCUUCUUCCGUUGAUAUUAUCUGAAAAGAUGAUGAUGAUGAUGAGUCUCCGAUUCAAAAUGUGAUCGGCGCCGUCAUUGUGUGUGAUUCGCUUCACUCAUCAACUCCAGAUCUGGGAGCUUGCUUAUUCCAACUGUUUCUUCCUCUUUACAGAGACUCUGAAUGUGGGGUUUGUUUACGAGGCUGUGCAAUUCUUAAGAUGAUUGGUGUUUCGCACUGAACACAAUAACAUCUGCAAAUGCGUCAUAUGGCCGAGCAAACUUUUAUCGCUUUAGGUUCCGACGAUAUUUUGGGAGCUGACCAUGCUUUGGUAGUAGGGAAAGAGUUUCCCGAUGUGGAAACUUGCAGAAGAACUUUGAAAGAUUUGGCUUUAGCUCUGCGUUUCGAUCUUCGUAUUGUGAAAUCAGACCGAAGCAGACUCAUAGCCAAAUGUUCCAGGGAAGGUUGUCCGUGGAGAAUACAUGUAGCUAAAUGCCCUGGCGUUCCCACGUUUUCGGUUAGGACACUUAACGGCGAGCACACCUGUGAGGGUUUAGAUGAUCUGCAUCCUCAUCUUCAAUCCUCGGUUGGUUGGGUUGCAAGAUCGUUAGAAUCACGGAUUAGAGAUAAUCCCCUGUACAAACCAAAGGAGAUAUUACAAGAUAUUCGUGAUGAGCAUGGUGUUUCGGUUUCUUAUAUGCAGGCUUGGCGCGGGAAAGAGCGGAGUAUGGCUGCACUUCAUGGUACUUUUGAGGAAGGCUAUCGUCUUCUUCCUGCUUAUUGUGAGCAGAUAAAACUAGUUAACCCUGGGAGCCUUGCUUCUGUUUCUUCCUCUGGACCUGAAAACUGUUUCCAGCGCUUGUUUGUUGCGUACCAAGCAUGUAUAUUAGGAUUCACUAGUGGUUGUAGGCCGCUUCUUGAGCUUGAUAGAGCGUAUUUAAAAGGUAAGUAUUUGGGAACGAUACUCUGUGCGGCUGCGGUUGAUGCUGAUGAUGGUCUUUUUCCUCUAGCGAUUGCGGUUGUUGACAUCGAGAGCGAUGAGAACUGGAUGUGGUUUCUCUCGGAACUGAGGAAUCUUCUCGGGAUGAAUUCAGAGAGCAUGCCGAGACUCACUAUACUCUCGGAGAGACAUUCAGGGAUUGUGGCAGCGGUGAAAUCUCACUUUCCUACUGCUUUUCACGGGUUUUGUCUCCAUUACGUGAGUGAGAACUUCCGGGAUACGUUCAAGAACACUAAGCUGGUUAAUAUGUUCUGGAGUGCUGUUUACGCUCUCACCGCAUCAGGAUUCGAAUCCAAGAUGUCUGAGAUGAUCGAGGUAUCGCAGGACGUUAUACAAUGGUUUGAGCUCUUUCCACCUGAGCUUUGGGCGGUUGCUUUUUUCCAAGGCCUAGUACGUUAUGGGCAUUUUGCUGUAGGUAUCACGGAGAUAUUGUACAAUUGGACUAUCCAAUGUCACGAUCUCCCGAUCGUUCAAACAGUGGAACACAUUCGAAAUCACUUGUCAUCUUGGUUCGAUACCAGGCGUGAUUCAAGCUUGAGAUGGAACUCUAUACUCGUUCCAUCGGCCGAGAAACGGAUUGUAGAAGCUAUCUCGGACGCAGAUUGUUACCAAGUUUUGCGUGCGAACGAAGUCGAAUUCGAGAUUGUUUCGACGGGGAGAACAAACAUCGUGGAUAUCCGAACACGAGUAUGUUCUUGCAACCGUUGGCAGCUUUACGGUUUACCAUGUGCUCACGCAGCGGCAGCACUUAUCUCGUGCGGACAGAACCCCCGUCAAUUCGCAGAGCCAUGCUUCACGGUUGGCAGCUAUCAGCAGACAUACUCGCAGAUGAUAGGUGAAACUCCAGACAUCAACUUGUGGAAAAAGAAGCAACAAGAACCCGGGAAAUGCUUACCGUUAAUACUACCGCCUAAGACACGGAGGCCGCCUGGUAGACCGAAGAAGAAACUAGUUCGAGCUGAGAAUCUCAAGAGACCGAAAAGGAUUGUUCAAUGUGGUCGUUGUCAUUUGUUGGGACACUCUCAAAAGAAAUGCACACAACAGCCUAUUUGAUCCUAUCUUUGUGAUAUAAUAUAAAUUGAAUUGUAGCCUUUUUUUUUUUCUAUGAUCCUUAAAAAAGUGGACUGGGACUAAAAUUAAAAUAAACCGGGUCGGAUAAUACCCGCCGGGUUCGACCCA
Camelina sativa (false flax) is the source of this 2167-nucleotide messenger RNA. The record is from RefSeq and is a predicted model, not a curated record. NCBI's taxonomy places the organism in Eukaryota, Viridiplantae, Streptophyta, Magnoliopsida, Brassicales, Brassicaceae.